GGAAUAUUUUAGGUGAAUUGGUUUUUAUGCAUCGGGAUGUCAAUAGCUAUCAUCCCAACCGAGAAUUUAGUGUAAAAAAAGUAGGACUAAUAUGGUGGUGAGGAAGUAUAUGCAACGAGGAGAUGCGCAAGCUUUAUUCUGUUGUUUAUAUGUAUAAUAAGAUGUGUCUACAGCUGUUUCGGAGAAGAAACUAUUGAACACUAAGACAUCUAGAUAUCGUGAAAAUCGAUUUCUCCGUUUUUUGUCGUGGUGGACAGGGCGAGGUGAUGGUGAUGCGAAGUGCUAGUAUUACGGAUGCAAUACAUACUGUAGAUGCUUCCACGGCUGCAGCAAGCGCUACGUAUGUUGACAAUAUGCUGCCCGAUGAACAUGAAAGCGUUUUUGUGGAGAUUCCUGUUGAUAAAAGCAAUGAAAUGGAAAUGGGGGUGGAACAUGAGCGUCAUGUUCCACAUCAUCAUGAUAGUCGACAAACAAUUGGCAAGAUAAAUGAUGAACUAAGAUUUUCGAUCAUUGAUGCCGUUUAUCUUCGGCCUGCAAUUUGGGAUCACGGUCGAGAACUGAGAAAUUUGGGCCAGCGAAAAGAUCAUUUCAUCGAAAUUGCUGCACUUCUUAGUACCGACGAAAACUUGCUUUCUUGUCACGAUAUUGAGAAACAGUGGAAAAAUUUGAAAGAUUCUUACUUCAAACUUCGGAAGAAAGUAAAAAUAGAUGCUUCUGGGAAACUGGUACAACCACGCUGGAAAUAUUUUUCGGCUAUGAUGUUUCUUGAUCGGCUCAGUAAUGGCAGUGGUUCUUACUCAGAAGCAAAUACUUCAGUAUAUGAUGAAAUAGAUGCAGCAGUUGUUCAUCAGGAACCCUUUCUUGGGAAGAGAAAUGCUGACGGAAAUUUAACAGCUAUUGCCUCCGGGAGACACUUUGUUGAUGGACGAUGCAGGAUAAGAAAGGCCGUGAUUUCAGCUUCGAACACCAUUGACGGAGAGUCAGCUGAAUCGACAGUACUCGCUACAGAAGAUGAAUAUUCUGCCUUUUGUAAUUCGUUGAUCUACCCACUACGUGAGAUAGGCAGCAUGAAUCGACUGGAGUAUAUAAAAUUGCAAAAGGUGAUCCGUGAUGCAAUACACGAAAAGCAAAUGGAAUUAUUGGAAAAUGAAUCAGCAGAGCAAUAAGACUGAACGUUUGCAUGUGCUAGUCGUGCAUGAAAAAAAUACUAUAAAAUAUAGAAAUGAAUUGGCUUUUUCCCCUUAUUGAUUCGUCAGGACACUGGUUAUGAGAGCCUUGCACUAAAUGAAAGUUGUAAAUAAAACUUGGAAAAUUGUAAAGGAGAAUAAAAUGAAGAAAAGAGCAAUAAAUGUGAGACUGUCCACAUUUCCUAGCU
Loa loa (African eye worm) is the source of this 1375-nucleotide messenger RNA. RefSeq lists its product as hypothetical. The coding region runs from base 267 to 1166 and encodes 299 amino acids. Gene Ontology annotation, biological process: regulation of transcription by RNA polymerase II. The record is from RefSeq and is a predicted model, not a curated record. NCBI's taxonomy places the organism in Eukaryota, Metazoa, Nematoda, Chromadorea, Rhabditida, Onchocercidae. Gene Ontology annotation, cellular component: nucleus; transcription regulator complex. The transcript is spliced from 4 exons.